CAUAUUCAAUUCACUCGCGCGAAACAAGAAAACCCUCAACAAUUCCAAUACAACUGAGAAUCAAAAUAAAAUCAACCUCGUAUAUCAAAGUCGCAAUUGUGCCGCGCCAAGAGUAGGAGCGAAACUUUGUAUAUGAUAGUGCCGUCACGUGAUCUGGUGCUUGGCUCAGGUGCUGCCUAAGACGUGACGCGUCUCCCAUCUUUCGUAUCCUCCUAGUUCCAACUUCCAACUUUACCAUCAACGACGAUAACGCUUCAAUUCACACUGCAAUCACGGCUAUCGAAGGGCAUAUUCAUCUGGCCAGACCGCCAUCCAGAAUUGACGUUUGAGGUCCAACCAACCCCGCUGUCAUCACGGCCGAUCCGCAUUCUCGAUUGUUGACACUCCUACACCAUGGCCCGAAUAAUCCCUACCAACGAGUCCUCCCAAACACUCACACUCCCCACCCCAACAUUCCCGCAAUUCCCCCUCCUCCCCCGCGAAAUCCAAUUCAAAAUAUGGCAGCACGCCAUCCCCGACCCACGCUCAAUCCUCGGCGUCGUCCGCCUCCUCCUCGACUUCGACCUGUCCAAACCCCGCGCCAUCCUCCCCUCGAUCCGCGAAUUUAAAGCCGCCUACAGAACCAUGCACUUCCCAUUCACCGACGAGGGAGGGGAACUGGACGACGAGUUCUACGAGUCAAAAGAAGCUGCGAUCUGGAGGCCGUCCAACGCCGAUAUGGCGACUUCUAGGCGUGAGGUGCUGAAUCUGAUGCAUGCUUGUCGGAUGGCGAGACUUGCGACGCUGGAGCGGUACAGACUUGCUGUUGGAUCGGAGAUUGAGGAGGAGAAUAAACCCUGGUGGGAUCCAGAGGACGACAUGGUCUUGUUCAUUGGGCCGGAUCAUAGGGAGAGAUCGACUAUACUACACUGGCUCUUCUCUUCCCGGGAUGAACCUCUCCCCGUCUUCGAGACGCUGCAACAUGUCGCGGUGACAUGUGAUUUCACCCUCCACGGCUACCUGGUAUCACCUUUCUAUUCUGACGUAGUGCAUCUGGAAGAAGAUUCUCUGGAUAAUCUUCCGGAAUUGCAGAGUUUCACAAUGUUUAUUGAUCCGGCGUCGGUCUUGGAGAGGAGUUGGGGAAAGGUGCUUCUGUAUGAGGCGUUGCAGAAGCCUGUACAACUUUUUAGGGGUUUGAUGCCAAGGGAGAUUGAGAGAGCUGUGACGGGUGGUUUCAAGGAAGUUUUGCCCGAGGAUAUGGAGUUGCCGUUGGUGGAGGUGUUUGUUGCUGGGUGGGAUAAAAGGUGAUUUGGGUAGCUGGAAGUUGGGUGCUUGGGGAUGGUAGGGUACAUCGACUUGGAAGUCUAAAGACCUUCUGAUAUGGCUCGUGACUAUGUUUUUACUUGCAACGGCAAGGGUCUAACUAUCCAGAUCUAUUUUUGGUUGCUCUCAAUACGACGAUUACCAUCAACGAUGUUGUGUUAAAAAUCAUACAUUUGAUUUCAAAAAAUACUUCCAGGUUACUUGAAAGACAC
Molecule: messenger RNA, 1514 nt
Organism: Cadophora gregata
Lineage: Eukaryota; Fungi; Ascomycota; Leotiomycetes; Helotiales; Ploettnerulaceae
Exons: 3
Coding region: 394-1287 (297 amino acids)
Source: RefSeq, a predicted model, not a curated record